Messenger RNA from Thrips palmi, 3645 nucleotides. It is a transcript of the gene Atg18a, whose product is annotated as WD repeat domain phosphoinositide-interacting protein 2. Gene Ontology annotation, cellular component: phagophore assembly site membrane; cytosol; extrinsic component of membrane. The transcript is spliced from 11 exons. NCBI's taxonomy places the organism in Eukaryota, Metazoa, Arthropoda, Insecta, Thysanoptera, Thripidae. Gene Ontology annotation, biological process: protein lipidation; autophagy of mitochondrion; nucleophagy. Gene Ontology annotation, molecular function: phosphatidylinositol-3-phosphate binding; phosphatidylinositol-3,5-bisphosphate binding; protein binding. Bases 106 to 1542 code for a protein of 478 amino acids. The record is from RefSeq and is a predicted model, not a curated record.
CGGGAGAAAACAAACGUGAACUCACAACACGCGCAACAUUUGUCAGCUGUUUCUCAGUGGAAAUGAAGUGAUUAUGCCAAGGUCGCAAAAGUUUACGCAACAUUUAUGCAAAAUCUCGUAAAGCACGUAGAUGUCUUAACGCAAGGAUUAAAAAGUGGAAUAUCUGGACUCAUGAACCUCACAAGUCAAGCAACGGAAUCUGCUAGUGGUGUAAAUUUUGUCAAUUUUAACCAAGAUUGCACGUCAUUAGCAGUUGGUGCUCGAAAUGGAUAUCGGCUCUUCUCCCUCAAUGCUGUUGAUCAAAUCGAACAAAUAUAUGAAAAUGACUCCGAAGACAUCUGUAUUGUGGAGCGAUUAUUUAGCAGUUCUCUUGUGGCAGUGGUCAGCCUCUCUUCUCCCCGCAAGCUGAAAGUUUGCCAUUUUAAAAAGGGAACGGAAAUAUGCAAUUACUCAUACUCAAAUACAAUCCUUGCUGUGAAAUUGAACAGGGCUCGUUUAGUGGUAUGUCUGGAAGAAUCAUUAUAUAUUCACAAUAUCCGUGAUAUGGGAGUGUUACAUACAAUAAGGGACACACCCCCCAAUCCUUUGGGAUUAUGUACUCUCUCUGUUGAUGCAGAAAACUGCUUUUUAGCAUAUCCUGGUUCAAACACUAUGGGUGAAGUACAGAUUUUUGAUGCAGGUAACCUGCAUGCGAAGACUAUGAUUGCUGCCCAUGACAGUCCUCUGGCUGCAUUAAGUUUUAGCCAGACAGGAGGAAGAAUAGCUACUGCUUCACAAAAGGGCACAGUCAUUCGAGUGUUCAAUGUUGCUGAUGGUACCCGGCUUCAUGAGUUCAGAAGAGGCGUGAAGCGCUGUGUAUCUAUUUGCAGUUUAGCCUUCAGCCAUGAUGCAACAUUCUUAUGUUGUUCAUCCAACACAGAAACAGUUCAUGUUUUCAAACUUGAAGAGCCAAAAGAGCUGAAGGACCAAGUAUCUAAUGUUGGAACCAAACCACAAGUCCAUAGCAUGCCCAAACAAGCAGCUGACGAUACUCAAGGUGGUUGGAUGGGUUACUUCUCAAAGGCUGUUAGUGCCUCUGCCAAUUACCUGCCUACUCAGGUCACUGAUGUUUUCAAUCAGGGGCGUGCCUUUGCAUCUGUACGACUGCCAUUUCAGAAUCGUCGCAACGUCUGUGCCGUAACCAUGAUUCAGAAGCAAAUGAGGCUUCUUGUUGCUUCUGAGGACGGAUACCUGUAUGUUUACAGUCUUGACAUGAAUGAAGGUGGUGACUGCACUCUUUUAAAGCAACAUAGGUUGGAUGGUGAGCCUGAUCUUCUGCCAGAUUCAAAUGCCAGAGUGCCUGCAUCUCCAGCACCAGCUCAACCAUGCGGGUCCAUAAGUAGCUACGCCGGCAUUUUGAAAGGUCACUCUCCCGACUCCAUGUCAGGUACUGAUUCGGAGAAAUUCCACGAGAUGGCAGCAGCAACAGAAUCCCCUCCCAAAGGAGGUUUCCGGUUUGAUGAUGACAGUGAGUUCCCACCUGUUACGCAGAAGACGGAGUAAAUAUUACUGCAACCUUGAAUCUUUUUACUGCCUAGAAAAAAGAGGGGGAAGGGAGGAGAGAAGGUGCCAGGAAGUAAAACACCAAAAAAAUAUAAAAAAAUUUGCUUAGUAAUUGGUUAACUUUCCAGAUGAGAAGGACAGAAACGCACAUUACUACUUCUUUGUUGUAGUAGUAACAUGUUUUGUGUGACCCAUUUGGAUAUUGCUUCAGACUACCUAAGUACCUGUAAAAACAUGUGAAUUUUUAUGUAAUCUCCUUAAAGAGUCUUGUAGAUGCAUGUAAUUUGCAAGUUUUCCCUUAAUUUUGGGUCUUAGAAAGUAUGUUUCUGCCUCUUCCAUUUCAUUUUCUCUACAGUUUUACAUGUUAACCUUUGCAAGGUCUGAUAUUUUUUAUGCAGUUUCUCCAUUAUAAGACACUAUGAAAUAUUCAAAUGUAUAAGUUGUGUGUGCAGAAAGUCAAUGUUGUUUUUUCUGCAGGGUUAUAUGUUUAACCUUUCUAAGGUAUGAUUUUUUUAAUGCAAUUGUCUCAGUCAUGAGAAAUUAUGAACUAUUCAGAUGUUUAAGUUUUGUUUUAGGGACUUUGUUUACAAUCAUUUCAGCCCGGUUAAAAAUUAUUUUCUACUGUAUUUUUUGACAGACAUAUCACAAUGUGUGAGUACACAAGUGCCAUUUCAUUUGUAACAUUUUCUUUAAAAUUUUAAAAUAUGACUUUCCCUUUUGGCUCAUUUCAUUUCACUGAAAGAUAAAAUCUGAAGAGUUGUCUUCAUACUGUUCAAUGUUGUAAAAGGAUAGAUAUUCAUUUUGGCACCUGAUUUCUGCUAAUAACACUAUGUUAUCAUCUUAUUGUACUGUCAGUCAAUGCAAACUACAUUUAUAUUUUAGGUACUGUUAAUGGUUAUAUUGGUUUUGUUCAAAAUACGUAAUUGCACUGUCUGGCAUUUGGUUCAAGAUAUAUUGGAGAUGUAUAGAAACAAAUGUGUCUUUGUUGUAUUGUUAUACUCAGUUCUGUUUUUAAAGGAACUUACUGUCCUCUGUCCUCCAUUAAUUUUUCCAGUGUCACAUGUUUGAUGUUUAUUCCCUCUCUGCUUGAAAAAUGUUCCAAAGUGCCAUUUUCUUCCUGUUUUUUUUUUUUUCUUUCAUUCUCUUAUGGCCGUUUCUUGAACUAGCAAUGUUGCCACACAUCUUUAUUUUAGAAACUGUAGUGCACUUUUAGGCAGGAAAACUUUAUUCAGUACUUAUCUACGUGUCAUUGGUUGUAUUCUUUUCAAUCAGGGCAUACUUUAGAGUAUAAAAAUUAUCUUUUCAUGUGUGUUGUAAAAUCAUUUAAUUAAUAUGUGUGUGGAGACCUAGUCGGGAACCAUGUUCAAGGACAUAUUUUUCUAUCUGGUUUCUAGCUUAUUUCAUGGCGUUAAAUGAGAUCAUGGCUAUUUAAUUUAUCAUACUGAGAAAUAGGGAAAGUUAGCUCCAUACAUUUGUGUUUUUCUUUUAGAAAGCCACCACAUGAAGACACACCGUCAGUUUAUCUCUGUACUACCUAGUGUUAUUCUUAGGGAAGGUGAGACAUGGAAUUAAAAAUAAAUGAAAUUGUUUCUUAGGUUUUCUUUUAGACCUUUAAAAGUAUGGUUAUACUGUGAAAUGGGAUGAAAUGCUGUUUGAGUAAGGUAACUUUCAAUUAUAACAAAAGAUAAAUGUUGAAUGUCCAAAAAAUGAAUGUUCCAGUGUAGGUGAACAUGGGGUUACAAUGGGGAAAUCGGUUUCAUUCGGGAUCUUGGAAUAUGAAACCUGGGUCAAAUUUAUUGUUAACAUAUUGGAAUCGUAAUACUGUAAGCUCAAAACUUUGAGUAAAAUUUCUCGUUUUUAUGUACCAGCUCAGUAGUGUGCUUGGCCUACUGACAGUUUCUGAUUGUAUUAUUUACCCCUCUUCAGCCUGAGUUAACUGUCAUUGUUAAUUUCAGAAACAGUCUAGGCAUUUUUGAACAUAUUGUGAAAGACCUUAAUCAGAUCUUGAUUCAUUCAUUUACAUUGAAAUUAGUUUGGAUAGCUGAAGAGGGGAACUAGGACCAAAAUAAAUGGAUUAAAAUGUUAAAUUACAAUCAAUGCCAA